AUGCCUCCUUUUAACCUGGUGGCGAGAGCGAACCCUGCUGAAGAGUCGACAAUUGAGUCGUGGACUUUGUAUGCGGUUGGUGUUGCUGCCACAGUGCUCAGGACGUAUUCGCGAGCAAGGACAGUGGGAUUUCGACAUCUCCAAGCUGACGAUUACCUUGUCUGGGUCGGAAUUUUGUUCUACACUGCGCAGACAGCUCUUGCCUACAGCGUCGGCAAUGCAGCCCAUGGCCUCGCCAACAAUAGCAUGACAGACGCGCAGCGUGCUGCAUUGUCGCCCGACGAUGCGGAAUAUCGAUUCCGGGUGAUUGGGUCCAAGAUCCAGUUGGCUGGUUGGACGACUUAUUCGGCAUUGAUCUGGUCGCUCAAGCUAUCCGUGUUGGCCUUCUACGUUCGACUUACGGAAGGUCUUGGUCGAAGUUAUCGCAUGCGCAUCUACAUUGGAUUUGCCCUGGUCCUCGGAACAUUCGUCGCGAGCAUCAUCGCCGUCCUGGCGUCAUGUCGGCCAUUCCACAAAUACUGGCAGAUCAAUCCCAACCCAGGCAGCAUGUCUCCCCUGUCCACAUCCCUCAUAUCCCUGCUAACAAGCCUGCUUCUAGAUGUCUGUCAGCCUGCCGUGUCAAAGCCGAUUGUUUGGGUUUCCUUCGCUGCAAACGUCUCGACCGAUAUCUACCUGAUCUUCAUACCCCUUCCUAUGCUCUGGCAGUCAAAACUGAGGCUCUUGAAAAAGAUUGCCUCGAGCAUCAUCCUCGGUUCCGGCAUCUUUGUUCUUGUUUGCGCGACCCUCAAGACGGCUUUCGUCCUAGUGGACGAGGACAAUGGUGCCCAGCAAGCCGGAGCCUGGGGCACGCGAGAGACAUUUGUAAUGCUUAUCACGACGAAUCUUCCCAUGAUGUUCCAUCUCUUCCGAUCCUGGCUCGCUCUUCUCUUUGGUCGUCCGUUUAAUUCGUCCCAAAAGACGUCCAAAUCACCGUAUGGGUUCCGCAGUAUCGGGGGUGGUGGCGGGGGCGGUGAUUCCUCCAGCCGGAAUCGCCGCGGACCGCCGACUGCGAAUCCCAUCACCGUCAACAUGACCUUCACUGAGAGCGAGGAACGGAUGAUGGAUGGUGUGAAGAUGCAGACCCUGAAGGAAUACCCCCAGCCCAUCGCUGAACCCGUGUCCCCCACUGGGAUUGUCGUUUCCAACGAGGUCGAGGUCACCCACGAGAGUCGAAGCAGCCACACAAGCAAACAGGAACUGCGGGAUGUGCGUGAGGCGUGGUAA
Aspergillus tanneri is the source of this 1263-nucleotide messenger RNA. RefSeq lists its product as uncharacterized. The record is from RefSeq and is a predicted model, not a curated record. The transcript has 5 exons. Bases 1 to 1263 code for a protein of 420 amino acids. NCBI's taxonomy places the organism in Eukaryota, Fungi, Ascomycota, Eurotiomycetes, Eurotiales, Aspergillaceae.